CAAGAAGACAAAAUAAAAUUCUGAGCGUUCUCUGUAAUUGUAGUGCAUAAUUAUUUGUUCUCGCAUUAAAUUUAAUUGAGAAUUAUAAGCAUGAACGCGAAGCUCGCUGACAAUAUCCGAUGCUCAUCAUCUGGAAGCAAACAAAUAACUGUAAGGAGCCACAAACUUGUCAGAUUAAACACCACGACCCGCCAAAAUCCAGAAAAUAAUUCUUCACUCAGUAAUGAGUCGGACUCGAGAGUUCUAGAGAAAGAACUUGGCAAGUCUCGCAGUAGAUUGUCCCAAGUCAAAGACAGAGUGAAGAAGAAUGGACUAAUGAGUGAAUGGUAUGACAAGGAGAAGGCCAUCUUGGAAGACCAGCUGCAGAUGGAGAGACUGACAACAAAACGCUUGCGAGAGGAUGUGAAAACAAUGAUCCAGGGUCUCCAAGCAGCUAACAGAUCUCGAAUAGCUGUAGAGUCAGAGCUGUCUCUAGUGAAAACCACAUUUAACAAGAAAAUCCAUGAAUUGAAGGUUGAACAUAUCUUGGUGACAACUGAGGCCGUGAACACCACUGGCCAGAACUCGUCAGCACCAUCACAGCUCCAAGAUGUAAGCACGGUGAUGAAAAAAAAAUUACAAGCAGCAGAGCAGAGGAUCAUGGAGUUAAAAGAUCAGCUGAAGGAUCAAUCGAGAUUAAAGAGGGACUUCGAUAGUCAACGAAGGGAAUUCGAACGAGCCAAGGUCACGAUUCAGAAGUUACAGCCUGCAACAACAUUGUCUAAACCAUGGAACGAUUUUAUCGCAAUGAGAGACCAUGUCGAGAAAUUGGAGGAGGAACUUCGAGUGGCAAAAAGCCUUAUUUCAUCUCAUCUAGAUGCUGAGGAAGAGAAAUGUCUUCUCAAGGAGAAAAUCUACUAUCUGCAGAAGAGAUUGGAGCAGCAGGAAUAUCCGUCAAUGGAGGAGAAUGGUGAGGGGAGGGCUGAAGGGGUUAUUGGAGUGAUAGAUAGUGAGGGAAUAGAACCAUUCCAGGAGGCUGGACAAAAUCCAGGCACGAUGACAGCCACGACAAUUGAAUCUGGCUUGAUGAUGGGUGGAGAGAUGAGUGAUCAGGCAAAUGAUUACGAGUCUCAUGAUGAGAGUAAUUCGUCAAAAGCUUCAGUUGAAGAUGAUAGUCCCCCGCGACAAACCUCCACGGACAUGCCCUUGGCAGUGGUGAAAUUAACCCGAGUGCAGCCACGAAGAAUUUGUAAAAAAGCCACAGAGCCGUUCAACGUUCGUUUUGUUCGUCCUACGAACUCAAUGUUCUUUAAACUUGAUUGGGAUAAAGAGUACGAACAGAUUGGAGGGAAGGAAUGGAAGUGUAAUAAAUGUCCAAAAAUUUCGAGGGCCAAACCACGAAUGAGGGAUCACGUUUGGGUUGCCCAUUAUGGCGAGACAUUCCAAUGCAUUCAUUGCUCUGAUCGUCUCUCAACAAGAUACGGUAGUGCACACAAUAAAAAAGCUCAUCCACAGCUGGUUGGCAUGAAAACCGUUAAAAAUGCUUAAUUCAUUGAAGGAUAGUUUUUUUUGGGACUUCGUGAUUACCGAAGGUCGCGAAGUUCUUUAACUAGCGUUGAUAUUUUUUAUAUUUUUCUGUAUAAAAGGGAAGAUUUUUCAUCAGCAACUGUUUUUGAUCCAGGGUAGGAACGAAAAUUUCCUCUUUCUUGGCGAUUUCAAUUGUUUAAUUGAUACUUACUUUAGUUUUUUUAUGACUUUUCAAUUAUUGCCAUUAUU
Molecule: messenger RNA, 1755 nt
Organism: Fopius arisanus
Lineage: Eukaryota; Metazoa; Arthropoda; Insecta; Hymenoptera; Braconidae
Product: tax1-binding protein 1 homolog B-like
Exons: 2
Coding region: 91-1527 (478 amino acids)
Source: RefSeq, a predicted model, not a curated record